Radiomyces spectabilis is the source of this 855-nucleotide messenger RNA. RefSeq lists its product as uncharacterized. NCBI's taxonomy places the organism in Eukaryota, Fungi, Mucoromycota, Mucoromycetes, Mucorales, Radiomycetaceae. The coding region runs from base 206 to 706 and encodes 166 amino acids. The record is from RefSeq and is a predicted model, not a curated record. The transcript has 4 exons.
UACCUUGAACUUAAACAACUUUUUGCCUUGGCACUGCAAGUAAAAAAAAAAAGUCAGCCCAAACCGUGCGCGCAAACGCAGCGUAAUACGGUGAACAGUCACGAUUUCAACCUCUGAAAGGCAGAGCGAGAGACAUGCAUUUGGCCAUAGUUGUCCAGCGGAAGAAGCGGGGUUUCUUUCACUCCAACAGCUUUUCACAUUUGCCAUGGAUACCAAACUAGCAUUACGCAUGGAAGUCCUUGCUGACAAUACCUUGUCAGUAGUUUUUGAACGCAACAGAUUAAAAGAAUUAAAACUCAACUAUGACAAGUACGAAACCAACAUCCAGAACAACAUGACCCAGCUCCGCGAAGGGUUAGGCGUCUUGGAACAACAGUUAUCCACUGCUGAAGAAAGUGGAGAAGCAAAUACCACGGAAGACGAAGAUAAAUUAAUCAAAUUGCAAAUCAAAGUCGAUAAAUUGGAUGCACUGAUGGGUGAAAAGGAUGAUCAAACGGCACGAGAGGUCUUGUUAGGGAACGCACGGAAACCGGCACGAUUUGCGGCUGUCGAUGUCGACCCUGAGGAUCUUGAAGAUGGCCAGAUUUUGCAAUUACAACAACGUAUUAUGGACGGUAAGCACCAAAGAAUCGCUUCCUUAUUCACUGGUGUCAUGGGCAUGUUGGCUCAGUUGCUGAGAUUGGAAUUGGUUGUUCUGGGUUUUUAGAACAAGAUCAGAACCUGGAUACAUUGUCGGAUGCUAUCCGACGACAACGAGAACUGGGCAUCAUGAUUGGCGAUGAGCUGGACACUCACGCCGAACUGAUCGAUGAAACCGAAGCCAUGGUCGAUCGCACAGAUCGAAAACUUCAGCAG